GCAGGAAUAGGCAAAGAUCAUCAUUUCUGCAGCCAGUAGGGUUGAAGAGGAAAUCGUUGCACGCAUAGCCCACGUCAGGAAAGAAAAGAACCUCGGCGAUUUCAUCAUCCUCAGUAUCAACAGCAAUCUCGCUUCUAGGGGACGCUGCCGACUCUGCAUUAUUUCUUGUAACCUGAUCUUUGGUGGCAAACUUACCAUUUGCCGGCGCACUGAUAAUUUGCAUGUUGCUCUUCCUUCCCAUGUAAUAUGCCACAGUUCCUACAACACACAGCCCACCGAUGACAAUCACGGCUCUGGUAACAUCGGACAUUUUGAUUUUGCCAGAAAAAUUUUCUAAUUUGUGAUUGCAAAGUUUCAGUUUUAGCAAUUUUUCUUGUUAUUCGGAUUGUGGGAUCGGAAUUUCUCGCGCCUCGCUCCCACAGACACGGAGGCCACAGAAACGGCGAAUUGACGAAAUUCAUUUUCCUGUUUGCAGCAUUCGCGCCACCUAGUGGCAGAAUAGAAAAAGAUAUUAGAGUGUAUGAUAAGAAGUUAAAUAUUUCUCAGGUUAACUAUUGUUUUGAUAAUAAAAAAUUACUUUUAAAGACACAAUAAAGUCAAUAAUGGAUUAUUUAAAGCUUAAUUUGCCUCAAAUUUCUUAUUUAGUCAUUUUUCUCUCAACUAAUGCCAGUCGUAUCUGGAUAAUUAUUUGCCUUUCUCGUUAUCUCUUACAUCGCUGCAAAGCACAAAGUACAACCACGCCUCCUUUUCAGCUGUGUUCUAUGACUUUCUGUGUUGCUGUGCAUUUUGCUCUUGCUGGUAAAUUAACAGUAAUUAAUGACAUUGCAGCGUGACUGACCGGCCAGGACGAUGGACGCCAAGGCGUACAAAAUUCUGCAUGAGUCGUUCAUGCAAAACAACACAGGCACGACGCCCUGGGAGACCGUGCUGGUCAUCUUGCCGACGGCCGUGCUCACCAUUCUGUCCAACUGCCUGAACAUUAUUUUAAUCAACGUCACCCGCAACUCGUUCCUCAUCGAAUUCUUUGUGCUGGUCAUGCCACUAGUUUUGAACGCUACCGUCCUUUCGGAAAGCAUCUCGGUCAGUUUGACUGUUUUUUCUCUAUUAACUUCCUUCUCCGUCUUUGUCCUGUACAACUACAGCCCCAAAAGAAAAUUAGUCACCUUCAGCUACCUGAACAAACACCUCGACAUCUCUCUGGUGAUCACCAAUUUUCGAGGCACCGUCAACCUGAUCACCGCCGUCUGCAUUUUGGCCGUCGACUUCCGGUCAUUCCCUCGACGCUUUGCCAAGACUGAGACCUUCGGCUGGGGCCUGAUGGACACUGGCGUCGGACUUUUCAUCCUGGCCAAUGGACUGGUGGAUCCGGUCGCCAGAAAUGAGCCCGUCGCCCUGCGGAAGACCACCAAGGGCUGCUUUCCGAUGCUCUUCCUCGGCUUCCUCAGAUGGUUCUCCAUCUGGUGGCUGCAGUACCAGCAACACGUCACCGAGUACGGAGUGCACUGGAAUUUUUUCGUCACCUUGGCGUUCACCAGACUCCUCAGCACUUUGCUGCUCAAGAUUUACAAGAGGCCCAUUUUCUGGGCCUUGAUUUGCGUUGUCGGACAUGAAGUGCUGUUGCAGAAAGGGCUGACUGACUUCCUGCUCUCCACUGCUCCGAGAGAUAAUUUGUUUUUGGCCAAUAGAGAAGGAAUUUGCUCUCUUCCUGGCUAUGUGGCGCUUCACCAGGCGGCCGUGGCCCUCGGCCAGUGGCUUCACACUAAACCCGCGCACAAAAGCAUCAACUGCCUGGCCACAGUGUCCUCGUUGAGUGCCACCAUGUGGUUAGUGGCCCUUUUGUCUGCUCCCCCUUCUAGAAGAAUCGCCAACCUGAGUUACAUUGCAUGGAUGCUUGGUUUUGGCGGCACCAUGCUGGCCCUGUUUGUCGCUGUCCAUAUCGUCUCUUCUGCCCUUGGAGUGCUGUGCAACGGCCACGUCUACAUGCCCACCAUCCUCAACUCCAUCAACUACAACAGCCUGGCCUUCUUUCUGCUGGCCAACCUCCUUACUGGCGUCAUCAACCUGUCCGUACCCACUCUCUAUGUGGCACCCUUAGGCAGUCUCUUCAUCAUUAGCACCUACAUGUUCCUCACCACAUUCACCAUUUAUAAACUGUAUUUGAACAGAUGCAAAUUCAAAUUCUGGUGAGAUUUUUAUUGCAUUCUUGACAAGAAGCAUUUAUGUGUUCAAGGUUAUAUUUAAUAUAUAUUUAACGGUAGACGUGUUAUCUGAGCGAUCUCAAUAAAGUGCCAAUUUUAUAA
Molecule: messenger RNA, 2300 nt
Organism: Neocloeon triangulifer
Lineage: Eukaryota; Metazoa; Arthropoda; Insecta; Ephemeroptera; Baetidae
Gene: PIG-Wa
Exons: 2
Coding region: 850-2187 (445 amino acids)
Biological process (GO): GPI anchor biosynthetic process; protein localization to plasma membrane
Cellular component (GO): membrane; endoplasmic reticulum
Molecular function (GO): glucosaminyl-phosphatidylinositol O-acyltransferase activity
Source: RefSeq, a predicted model, not a curated record